AUGCGAAUCGCCCAUUUUGUUGAUGGGGAGAUGACCCUGGAGGAGCCAACGAGGGUGAGGCCGUUCCACGCCGUGCUGCAGAACCCCAGCUUCUCCCCUCUGGGCGUGCUCUGGAGGAAAAUACAGUCAAAAUGCCAGGCAAAAGUCCACUCCCUGGCACUGCUCUACCGGGCACUCAGGGCUGCGAACACAACCCUGCACCUCUACCUGAUCCCCAACGACCGCUCCCUGAGACAGGCCGUUAGUGACCAUGAGUCCAAAUGCCCCUCGGUGCGUGUGCACAAGCCUUCCAGGACCAAGCCCUUGAAAUUUGGCUCCUGUUGUGUGGUGUCCAGCUCAUCCCAGCUUGAGGUGAUACCUGAGGAGCUGGAGUUCUGCUAUCUGGGCCCCAAGCUGGAGCAGCCGUACCUGGAGAUCUACACCCGGGACAUGCAGGAGGGGCUGCAGCUCAGCCUGCUGGAAAAGAUAGAAGGGGAACCGAUCUGGAAGGCCUUGGUGAGACCAGAAGACGUGAUGGUCUGUGUUUCAUCUGCCCAAAUGCAGACAGGAGAACAUUUCAUCGACCAGCACCGAGAGCAGCUGAUCCAGCGGGUGCGCCAAGUGGACGGCGUGCUGGAUAAACUGUACAGCACCGUGCUGGACGACGAGCAGUACCAGAGCAUCCGAGCCGAGAGAACGGACCCGGAGAAAAUGCGGAAGCUCUUCGACCUGCUCCCGAGUUGGAACCGGGCCUGCAAGGACCAGCUCUACCAGGUGCUGGAGGCCAAGCAGAAAUUCCUCAUCCGAGAGCUUAAGGGGCCGUAAGACUGGCUGCCCUGGCUCACACCAGGGGCCCAUCUAGCUCAGUGUCCUGUCUGUGACAGGGGCCAGUACCAGCUACUUCAAAGGAAGGUGCAAGACCCUCCUCCUUGACAAUUCUGCACUAAUCUGCCCAUGGUGGGUGAAACCCAGUGUCCCCAACUGGGAAAUCCAUUCUGCUUCCUUAAAACCUUUCCUGGCUGUGACACUUUGUACCUCAAAAGCAGCACCCUGGAACCCCUGUAUUCACCACAGUCAUGGAAUUAUUAUACGUUUUGUACAGA
This is a messenger RNA of Mauremys reevesii (Reeves's turtle), 1082 nucleotides long. RefSeq names its product NACHT, LRR and PYD domains-containing protein 1b allele 2-like. The transcript has 5 exons. The record is from RefSeq and is a predicted model, not a curated record. Lineage: Eukaryota; Metazoa; Chordata; Testudines; Geoemydidae. Gene Ontology annotation, cellular component: canonical inflammasome complex. Gene Ontology annotation, biological process: innate immune response; inflammatory response; regulation of apoptotic process. The coding region runs from base 1 to 804 and encodes 267 amino acids.